AUCGAAACUGAAAGUUUCCGUGUUGGUCCAGAAACGCCGCGGGUCACACAAGGACAGCGUUUCGGAGAGAUGUCGGGGGCCACGGUGACAGUGAGCGUGAAAGUCCUGGCUCUGGCCGCCGCGCUCUGCCUGGACUUCUCCAUCUUUUACGCGUCGGGCUCGGUGGUCACGCGCGGCGCGCUCGGACUUCUUGUGCGUCUCUGGGUCUGCGCGGCGCUGCGAUGGUCAUCCCUCACCGCCGUCUCCCGGCUCGCGCUCGGGGAGUUCACGCCGGUGCUGCUCCGCUUCGUGACGGCGUACAGCCUGCUGCCGCCGGUGUUCGAGACCGGGGCGGCCGCGGUGUCCAGCGGAGGCGGCCGGUGCGGCGCCGCGGCGGACGCGCGCUGCUGGGCCGUGAGCGGCGGAGCGUCUGUGGCCGCCGCGCUCUUCUGGGAGCUCUCCUUCCCCGAGAGCAAGGAUGCGGACAAGAAGCAGGAGGCCAAGGUGCUGUUCAUGAGGGUCCUCCGUCUCUACAAGCCCGACUCCCUGCUGCUGCUGGGGGGGCUGCUCUUCCUGUCGCUGGCGGUCCUCUGUGAAAUGUUCAUCCCCUUCUACACUGGCAGAGUGAUCGACAUCCUCCGCAGUGACUACCAGCCGGACGACUUCCUGUCUGCGCUCCUCUUCAUGAGCCUGUACUCUCUGGGCAGUUCUGUGUCUGCAGGCUGCAGAGGGGGGCUGCUGCUCUGCGCCAUCGGCUCCUACACAUGCAGAAUCAAGGUCAUGCUGUUCGAAGCGCUGACCAAGCAGGAAAUUGGAUUCUUUGAGACCACAAAAACAGGUGAAAUCACAUCCAGGCUGUCAAGAGACACAAACCUGAUGGGCAGAACGGUCUGCCUGAAUGUCAACGUGCUGCUGAGGACUCUGAUCAAGACGCUGGGCAUGAUCUCCCUCAUGCUCAGCCUGUCGUGGAAGCUCACCUUCCUGGUGCUGCUGGAGACGCCCAUCACCGGCCUCAUCCAGAAGAUCUACGACACACACUACCAGAGGCUGACCCUGGCCAUGCAGGAUUCCAUGGCUCAGGCCAGCGAAGCCGCCAACGAGGUGGUGUUUGGGAUUCGCCUGGUUCGCAGCUUCAACACGGAGAAACAGGAAGCCCGGCGCUACGGCAGACGGCUGUCAGAAAUCCGCGCCCUGAGGAACCGGCGGGACACCGUCAGAGCCGUGUACCUCCUCGUACGGAGGAUAACGGGGCUGGGCAUGCAGGUCCUGGUGUUGUACUACGGCAGACUCUUCAUCCAGACGGGGCAGAUGACCACCGGAAACCUGGUGUCCUUCAUCCUCUACCAGUCCGAUCUUGGAGACAAUAUCAGGACUCUGACUUACAUCUUUGGAGACAUGCUGAACUCGGUGGGAGCUGCUGGGAAGGUGUUCGAGUACCUGGACCGAAAACCUAAAGUCAGCACGGAGGGGAAGCUCAAACCGGACGACCUGAGCGGACACGUCGUCUUCCGAGACCUGGACUUCGCCUAUCCGUCAAACCCGCAGAAGGCAGUGCUGCAGGACUUCUCCCUGGAGCUGAAGCCGGGCCAGAUGACGGCGCUGGUCGGGCCGUCCGGAGAAGGAAAAAGCACCUGUGUGAGUUUGCUGGAGAGACUCUACGAGCCGCUGGAUGGGAGCGGAGAAAUCCUGCUGGACGGCAAAGCGCUGAAAGACUACGACCACCACUACUUCCACAAGAAGAUUGCCGUGGUGAGCCAGGAGCCGGUGCUGUUCUCCGGGUCUAUCAGAGAAAACAUUGCCUACGGACUUCCCGGCUGCUCGUUGGACCAGAUCCAGGAAGCGGCUCGCAAAGCCAACGCCCACGACUUCAUCAGGCGGCUGGAGAAAGGCUACGACACAGAGGUGGGUGAAGGCGGAGGACACUUAUCCAAAAGUGAGCGUCAGCAGAUCGCCAUCGCCCGGGCGCUGGUCAGGCAGCCGCGGGUCCUCAUUCUGGAUGAAAUCACCAGCGCUCUGGACACCGACAGCGAAAUCAAGGUGCAGCAGGCUGUGGCCCACAAUCCCCAGCAGACCCUGCUGGUGAUCGCACACAAGCUGAAGACCAUCGAGAAGGCCGAUCAGAUUGUGGUGGUCCGGGGAGGCAGAGUGGAGGAGAGAGGCACGCACCAGGAGCUGAUGGACAUGAAGGGAAGCUACUACAGGCUGAGGGACGAGUUCUUCGCUCAGGACAACGCUGCACAGUGACGGACCGCUGACGCCCCGAGAGGGAACGGCGGCGUUCCACUGAGGACCCUGGAGAACGUUCUCCUGUCGUCCGUGUUCAUUCCAGGAUAAACGAGACGCUUCAACAUUCUUAUAGCUUUGAUUUUCUUCUCCAGAGUUGUUUUUUUAAACCUUUGUUGUCACAAAGUGAAAAUGUAAAUAUGCUGAUGUGUGAUACAACAACAUGUUUGGUUUAACAUCAAUCUCUGGAUGGUGACAAUGAUCAUUAUCUCUUCAUUUGUCCGUUUAAUUUCUGUUCAACACACUUCUUCUGGCAAGCAUCAUGUUUCACAGUAAAUUCAGACACAUAGAAUGAAAUCUGCUAAACAUUGACAGUGAGUGACCAACACUUUAGGACUCAGUUUAACCCUGACGUGACCGGAAAUACGGGAAAGUUCGACCCACUGUUUAACUUCAGAAGCACGUGUUCAGACUGUGGGAGGUUACAGGAGCACCUGGAGGAGGAAACCCAGGCAGAACAUGCAAAUCCUGCACUGAAAGCCUCCUCCUGAUGUUAUCGACCAAACUGCACUAGAUUGAUAUUUUUCAUAUGAUAUAAAAGAGUGUUUUCUAUAUAUAUAUAUAUAUAUUUUAUAUGAUGUGUCCCGGUUUUUGAUGAAGGUAUGAAUGUUUGAUGCGUGGAGUAAGCCUUAAUAUUUUAUUUAAUGGAGAUCAUCUGAUAAAUAAAACCAAAGAUUACUGUAAUAAACAGCCUUUUUCUGAA
Messenger RNA from Salarias fasciatus (jewelled blenny), 2965 nucleotides. RefSeq names its product transporter associated with antigen processing, subunit type a (gene tap2a). The record is from RefSeq and is a predicted model, not a curated record. Gene Ontology annotation, biological process: transmembrane transport. Bases 70 to 2223 code for a protein of 717 amino acids. Gene Ontology annotation, molecular function: ATP binding; ABC-type oligopeptide transporter activity; ATP hydrolysis activity. Lineage: Eukaryota; Metazoa; Chordata; Actinopteri; Blenniiformes; Blenniidae. Gene Ontology annotation, cellular component: membrane. The transcript is spliced from 11 exons.